Messenger RNA from Neomonachus schauinslandi (Hawaiian monk seal), 2829 nucleotides. RefSeq names its product coiled-coil domain containing 125 (gene CCDC125). The coding region runs from base 80 to 1636 and encodes 518 amino acids. Gene Ontology annotation, biological process: negative regulation of cell motility; negative regulation of Rho protein signal transduction. The record is from RefSeq and is a predicted model, not a curated record. Gene Ontology annotation, cellular component: cytoplasm. The transcript has 12 exons. NCBI's taxonomy places the organism in Eukaryota, Metazoa, Chordata, Mammalia, Carnivora, Phocidae.
GGCGGCGGCGCGCGCGGCGUAGAAGCUCGGCGCCAGAUAACAACCUGGUUUUCCUUAUGUUAAAUACGGCAUCUGGCUGAUGAGCAGGGUUGUGAGGCCGCCGAGUGAGGCAGAGGUGUGGACCUGGGAAACAGAGGACGAUGACAUGGCAGAAGGCGACUUAGGGUAUGGCCUCGGAAGAAGGCCCGGCGGUAUUUACGAAGUGCAAGUUUCACACCUAUCGACAUCAAGAAAAAGAUCUGAUGGCAAGAACUUCAGCCCGCCCCCACUUCCAGGAAAGGGGGAAGAAAGAAGUGGUGCCAUUUUUCAGUAUUCCAGGCAUAAGAGCUUGCAAGAUACAUACCCUGCAGAGCCCAGAACUUCCCACUACGCACGACAGAGUAGCAGUGUAGAUUCUAAUUCAGAAUUGUCAAAUGUAGAAUUAAAGCGACGUCUUCAGGAUACUCUAGAGGAGGUAGAAAUUUUAAAAACUGAACUUGAGGCAUCUCAAAGACAACUAGAAGGUAAAGAGGAAGCACUAAAAAUUCUUCAAAGCAUGGCAAUUUUUGGCAAAGCCACAAGUCACACCCAAAUGAUGCUGCAAAAAACUAUGGAACAAAAGAGAUCCUUGGAGAAGGAAAUAAAUGCCUUGCAGUGGGAAAUAGAGUUUGAUCAGAAUAGAUUUAAAAAUAUAGAGGAAUCAUGGACCCAAAAAUAUGACAGGCUAAACUGUGAAAAUGCAGUCCUCCAAGAAACUUUAAAUGUAAAAACAGAAGAAAUUAAAAUGCUCAAGUCGGAAAAUGCACUUUUAAAUCAACAGUAUUUAGAGGCCCUCGCCAUGCUUGAUGUCAAACAGCAGAUGGUGGCUCCGGAAAACGUGUGCCAUGAUAAAAGUGGUUUUACAGAGGUUUCAGGUCUUGAGGUAGGUAAGCAGCUUGCUGUCCUCGGAGCCUGCCUUUGCCAUGGCCCUAGAGGGAGGCCCUGUGAUUGUGCCAAAAUGGCAGCGUCUGCUCGCAGAAUGCUUCUUAAGCUCAAACAGGAGUUGGGACUUUUGCAGAAGAGUAAAGAAGAAGCUUACAUAAUGGCAGAUGCAUUCAGAAUCGCAUUUGAGCAACAAUUAAUGAGGAAAAAUGACCAGGCACUGAGAUUGACACAAAUGGAUAAAAUGUAUACAAAAGCAACAAAAUGGAUAAAUUGGAAGCACCUUAAGGAGGAUGGGUUACCAUCACAAGGAAGUAAGAAGACCUUAGGGCAGAAACUGCUGGGGAUGCUCCCUUCAGAAAACAGUUCUAAGAAGACCGAUGACCAGAAUAACCCUCAGGAGGUCUUUAAGAUGCUAACAGAGUUGUUGAAUGAUAAAGAAGAAGCUCUGGCUCAUCAAAGAAAAGUUAGUUACAUGCUUGCUCGGGCACUGGAAGAGAGAGACACCACCUCAAAUGAGAAUAAAGAAAAAAGUCCCCUGAAAGACAAUUUUCCAUUAAAAAACCUCUGGGGGAAAUCUUCAGAAUUCCCUGAACUGCAUGAUCCUGUAUAUUCAAGUGUUCAAAUUUUAAAUUCUGCGGGCUGCAUUUGUUCAAUCCAGCACCUUCACAGAGAUCAAAACUGCACAAGAACUCUCAAAAGAUCCUGUUCUUUGCCAUCAAAUAUCAUAUUUUGAAAAUAAACCAGUUGAAAUCAGAACCAAGAGCUGUUUCUAUCAAGAGACUUUAAAAAAGGACUUAACAAAUGUUGCUACAUCAUUAGAAGUUGUGCAGCUUAAAUACUCAAACAUUUUCUACAAGAAAUUUAUUAGUAUUAUGUUGACAUUUUAUAAAUUACAUUACCAUACCUUAUUAUAUUUUCAGUAUUUGCCAACAUCUUAAAAACAACAAAAUGAUUUUUGAGAAAAAUAGUUACUUACUUAGAUUGACUAAAGGGAUCUUUGACUGGCUUAAGUAACAAUAUAAAUUAAUGCUCUAAGAAGUAACAAUGCCUAGGAGUGACUGAAUGUUAAUUUUUAGAUUACAUAUAUUUUGUUUUAUUGUAUUUUUCAGGAUUUUUCAUUUGCCACAGAAAGUUUAAUAAUUUCCUUAACUUCAAUUAAAAAGUUAUUAUGGUGGGACUUUGGCAGAAGUAUAUUCAAAACAUUGUUAGUUACCUUUAUAGCUUCUUUUUUUGUUGGGGUGGUGACACUUUGUAGCCAGACCUACACAUAAUUCUAGCACUCACACCAUUCUGAUUUACCUUCUUGGUUUUGAUGCUGAAUUUUAAGCCAUUUAAUUUUUUCUUUCUUUCUAUAAAUGUUACAUAGUAAAGAUCUUUAAUAACUUCUGGGAUUGUUGCUAUAUUAAUAACAUCACAUGUCAAAGGAACUGUAUUACAUUAUCAGAAAUUUUAAUAAAACUUUUAUCUAGUUAUGAUCUCUAGUAAAAAAGAUACAUACAUGGCUUGGCUACGUUAACUACUACUUAAAUAGAUGAGGUAACAACAGGGUAAAAUGAGGUAACAACGAAGUAUAAACUAUUGUGUUAAAGCAACACCAUUUAGUUGGAAUUAAUAAAUAUUAAUAAAAGAUGAAAACUUGGCAAAUAAAUUUUGCAAAAAGGAGUAAUGAUGAGGAACUACUGUUACUAGAUAUUAAAAAUGCAUUGUCCUGAUAGUAAUAUAAAGCUACAUUAUUUAAAACAAUGUGGUACCAGUAGGUCAAUGGAACAGGAUAAAGACCACACACAGAUUUAAUACAUGUAAUGAUUUAAUAUGUGUAAUGAUUUAAUAUGAAAUAAAAGGUAAGAAAAGGAAAGAUUUGGUAAUGCUCAACAAUAACAAACCUGGAAGUGUAAAAAAAAAAAAAAUCAAAUAAAAAAGGUUCUU